Messenger RNA from Necator americanus (New World hookworm), 546 nucleotides. RefSeq lists its product as uncharacterized. NCBI's taxonomy places the organism in Eukaryota, Metazoa, Nematoda, Chromadorea, Rhabditida, Ancylostomatidae. The record is from RefSeq and is a predicted model, not a curated record. The transcript has 4 exons. The coding region runs from base 1 to 546 and encodes 181 amino acids.
AUGGCAUUAAUUUACGCAAAUGCGGUUAAUAAGCGGAUGAAUAACCCUAUAUCAAAGCCGAAGAAGAAGCACACACCACCAUGUUCUUUUUUGGAUGACAGCCCUGCAGGAACAGCUAGGGAUGGACGAAAAAGAAGUACAAGUCGUGAAACAACACCGUUACGAAAAACUUCAUGCAAUCUACCGUUACAUCUACAAGCGAAUCAUUCCUAUACGGGCUCAGACGUUCUCACUUCAACACAACUAUCUCAUCGUCCAGUGCAAAGGAGCAAAACGAGUUGUGGUGAGUUGUCAAAUAGGGACAAUGAUGACGAUACGCUUCGAAAGAUAUCGCAUCCGGCAAUUAGUCAAUCCGCUACAAGUCAAACAAUAUGCGGGAGACGAAUCGACGAUAAACGUUCUUUAGCAAAAAAGAGCCUUAUACAGAAAUACAAUCUCGAACACGUCUAUGAUGAAGGUGAAGAACAGUUGGAGGGGAGACGAAGAAGCAUUAGUCUGGAUCCGGAACAGUGGUUUGAACAAGUCACGGAACAAGGCGACAAGUAA